Halichondria panicea is the source of this 2157-nucleotide messenger RNA. RefSeq lists its product as uncharacterized. Gene Ontology annotation, cellular component: plasma membrane. Gene Ontology annotation, molecular function: calcium ion binding. The record is from RefSeq and is a predicted model, not a curated record. NCBI's taxonomy places the organism in Eukaryota, Metazoa, Porifera, Demospongiae, Suberitida, Halichondriidae. Bases 106 to 1857 code for a protein of 583 amino acids. The transcript has 11 exons.
UAUCAAUAUUUACCUUAGUAAACCACACGCCCACUAUUAAAUACCAACCCCUAUUGCAUUGUAUAAUAAUUGUGUAUCAUCAAUACACUAAAGCUGGUCCCUAACAUGGCUGAGAAGAGUGUAGACGCACUUGCCUCUGCUGGCGAGUUCACCAGGAGGUUGGUCGCCUCCUAUGCAGACCACUUCCACCCCCAACGGGAGAGUACAGACGGGGGUGGUGAGGCACACCCCCUCUCCACAGCACUCAAGUCCCUUGACCUACCCAUCUCUGGAAAUCAAGUUCAACAGCUGUUGUCUGUCUCCAAGGAACUCCAAGUGCGUGGGCAGUCCACUGUGGGGGAGGGGCUCUCCUGGGGGGAGUUCUGUGUGUGCUGUGUGGAGGUACUCGAGCUUAAAAAGAAAUACCCAGUGAAUGGCGACGAGAGUGGUGCUGACAGAGGAGUAACUAACCACCCUCCUAAAACCGCACCAGCUGUUAUGAACUGCCACGCCUCCCGACAGUCCGCUGAGGUGUUCUUGGGCGGAUCGUGUAACCCCACCACCUGGAGGAGGGACCAUGCCAUUCCAGCACUGCAGGCCGAGGGAGUCACUUAUUACAAUCCUCAAGUGGACGAAUGGUACCCUGAGCUGAUAGAGGUAGAGGAGAGGGCCAAGGAUGCUGCCUCAUUACUCUUCUUUGUUAUAGACAGCCAGACACGAGCUGUCUCCUCCAUGGUAGAGAUGGCUUUCUUUGCUGGUAUGGGUCGUGACCUAGUGGUAGUGGUGGACGACAUACUCAAGGACAGUCCCAGGAUAGGGGACGACCAGUUGUCCAGUAGGGAGGUGGAGGAUCUGAACAGGGGGAGGGCAUUUGUACGCAGUCUGCUCGAGACAGGCGGGUCGCUCCUAGCACUCUCAGUACAAGAUGGGGUCAAAGCAUCUUCAGAGAUUCUGAAGGGUGGCAUGUCAGUGUCCCAGUAUUCAAGCUCUACACGCUGUCUGUCUGUACCUCGCAAUCACGGUCUGGGGGAGAGACUAGCCCUCCUCAAACAGGUCUUCCUAAUGUACGACACCAACAGGAAGGGGUCACUAUCACUGCAGGAGGCUGUGCUGGCAUUUCGCUCUGUACACAUUGACACUCAUGCCAUGUACAACCAGCUGGGCUGUAAGAAGGUGGACCAAACUAUACGCUCCAACGAGCUCCUCUCCCGUUACGAGGAACAGGGGCUGACGUUCGAUGACUUCUGCAUGGUGUAUGCUGAGCUGAGGUACGCCCAAGUGUCUGAGGAAGCUGGGAAUGGGUCAUUGCUGGUUGGACUGGCCUAUCUCACUGCUCCAAUACAGUGGAUCAGUGGUUGGCUGUGGCCCACUCCACCCACACACCCCACUCAGACCUCUCACUAUGACGUCUUCCUGGGGGGCUCUUGUGGACACACAACAUGGAGGACUGAGAUAGCAGUGCCUACAUUCAGACAAACGGGUGUGUCUUACUUCAACCCUCAAGUGCAGCACUGGGACGUGAGGAUGAUUCCUAUAGAGAGGGAAGCGAAGGAGCACAGCGAUGUCCUAUUGUUUGUUGUGUGUGGGGACACUCUCUCUGUGGCCUCUAUGGUGGAGGUGGCCUAUUACAUAGGGGCAGGCAGGAAGAUGGUUCUCUGUCUGGUGGAUAUAUCAUGUGACGGGGGCACGGAGAUUGAGGGGAUGAAGUUGAGUGCUCGUGCCAUCAAGGACUAUAAUCGAGGCCGUGCCUACCUGGCCAGUGUGGCCAACAAGAACAGAGUUCCCAUCUUCACUAACAUCCCUGAUGCCGUGCAUAGAGCCAUGCAUCUGGUCAGGGGACACUAUCUCCCACGCUCACCAUCAGGGACCAGCGUUUGAACCAAAAACCUAUAACCGUGUUUACCGUACGUAGUUGUGUAUCUUGUCUCAGCGUCAUCUUUUUAAAACCUUUUUGAACCACUCAAGUACUACUUAUGUCAUGUUUGUGUAUGUGUCUCCUUGUUUUUUAAACCGCUGCAAAGCUCAUCACACACCUUCAUUUUUAUCUUCUUUCCAUUGUAUACUAGUCUAGUGCUCUACGUAUAUACACAUUGUAUUUAUUUUGAAACCAUUGUUUUGUUCAAUUAACCUUGCAGUUUUAACACAGUCCGAAUUUAAGAUUGACAAUUUCUUAAUUGA